GCUGAGGAGGGAGGCGCUAGCAGCCCACGUGACUGUACCAUCCGGGUUUUGCGGCGCAAGCAUUCGACGUCACGUGACUCGGCGGCAUCUUAGUGUCCAAAGGUAGCUACCUAACAUGGCUUCCUUGGCCAUUACGACUGAUCCAAAGUGAGCUAAAGAUUAGGAACCUCGACGAGUCCGGAGUGACUAACGUGCUCAUGUCCAGGCUGAAGCAGAGAAAACACCACCAACCCGAGGUACCUGUAGUGAGCGCUUCCUCCUUCUGUGUUCGCUCUGCCGGCAAAAUCCCUGGGCUGGCGCUUGGGCAUAAGAGUGAAAAGCAGUUAAUGCAGCAGGGGGCCAGUUAAUCUCAGUACUGAUACCAUUUAAAGCUUACACAAAGCCCACCUUGAAAUCCGUCUGCUAAUUUGUGAUGUUCUAAACAUAUGAAUCUUUUUGAAAAGCGGAUAUGAAGAGUGAGGUUUCUUCAGAUGCACCAAAGAGACAGGAGAACCUUAAAGGGGUGCUCCUGAACCCAGAGGCUAUUGGGGCCUCUAAGAGCUUUCCAAAAGAAGUGGAAAUGAUUGCCAGCAAAGUCAGCAAUGAGUUCUCUCACUUGUGCAGUGAUACCAAUAAACAACAGAGAGACUUGAAUAGCAAUGGAACUGAGCAAGAGAAAAACCUUGUGGUUCAUAAAAAAAGGAAAAACCAGCAGGCUGGCACAUCUUAUGCUCAAAGCUGUGAGGUUAAGGAAAACCAGAGACUGUUAAGGCUUCAGCCUCAAAGUGAUGAGGACAAUGAUUCUUCUUUUAGUGACUGUAUCUCUUCUCCUUCAUCAAGCUCACAUUUCGGUGACUCGGACACUAUGACUUCUGAUGAGGACAAAGACAACCCUCGAAGGUAUUCUCCUGCAGGUGUAAAUGCUACUCCUAGAACUCAGAGUGCAAGGGCCCAGAAGUGGCCCCGUCCUCACACAGACUCUGUAUCUAGUUUGGUUAUGAAGCGGCCUUGCUACCAAGUCAGUUCUCUGAGGAGGCCUCUGCACCGUAAAAGAUUUGUGAAAAAUGUCUCUUCCCAGAGAACACAGAAACAAAAAGAACGUAUGAUGUUACAGAGGAAAAAGAGGGAGGUGCUUGCCAGGCAGAAGUACGCCUUACUUCCUAGCUCGAGCAGCUCUAGUGAGAAUGAUCUUAGCAGUGAAUCUUCCUCCAGCUCCUCCACUGAAGGAGAAGAGGACUUAUUUGUGUCUCCUGGGGAAAAUCACCAAGAUGGUACAACUCUUCCUUCAGGUGGAAUGGAUGAGGAUGUUGUUGUCAUUGAGGCUUCCUCUACCCCCCAAGUCACUGCUAAUGAAGAAAUAAAUGUUACCUCAACUGACAGUGAAGUAGAGAUUGUGACAGUCGGUGAAACCUACAGAUCCCGCACCACCCUUGGACACCCCCGCUCUCACUGGGGCCAAAACACACAGUCUGGAAGAACUCAAGAACAAAGGACUCGCAAUAGGGUGUCCACUGUAAUACAGCCUCUGAGGCAAAACACAACUGAAGUUGUGGACCUCACUGUAGAUGAAGAUGAUCCCACCGUUGUGCCAACUACCUCUGGCAGAGUGGAGUCCCAGCCUGUCAGCACUGUUUCCAGUAAUACCUCUACCUCAGAGCCGGCCUCUGAUUCUGCGUCAGGCCCCCUGGGAUCUCGGGGAUCAGCAAUACCUGAGAUCCCUCCCAUCCCUCCUAAUAGUAACACUGUGGGCACCAUAGCAGAUGAUUCCAGAACUAGUACUUCUGGCACCAAUGUAGAUGGUGGCCCUCCAGCAAUGCCACGUUUACCAUCUUGCUGUCCCCAGCACUCGCCGUGUGGAGGAUCCUCACAGAAUCAUGUCCUGGGACAUCCCCAUUCAAGCUGUUUCCCACCACACAGUCACCACUUUCCACACCACCAUCAUCAUCACCAUCAGAGUUCCCACCCAGGAGUUCCUUUGUCUCCUUCCUUCAGGGACUCGCACUGUCCUGUGGAAAGAAAUGCUGCAGUGCCACCACCUUGUGGAGCAACUAGCAGCUCAGGAUCCACCUAUCAUGAUCCACAAGCCUUGCCUGUAGAUUUGAGUAACAAUGGCAUAAGAAGCCACGGAAGUGUUAGUUUUCAUAGUACAUCUGCUUUUGAUCCUUGCUGUCCUGGCUCUUCAUCGCGAUCAACAGUUUAUGGACAUCAGUCCACUACCAGCACUGCUCAGACCAUGGCAAUUGAUGGUUAUGGAUCAAGUAUGGUAGCGCAAGCACAGCCUCCUCCUCCAACUCCACUCUCUUCCUGCAGACAUUACAUGCAUGCUCCUUAUACUUCCCUUACGAGACCUCUACACCACCAAACUUCUUCUUGCCCUCACUCUCAUUCCAAUGUUGGGGAUUAUGUUAUUGCUCAUCAAGUUCCCUUUAUUUCACCUCUUCCCAGCCUCGCAGCCACACAUGCUGUGCCUCCACCCCCACCUUCCCAUCAUCUUUCUACUGCUGCAGCACCUCAGCAUCUUUCCACAUCCCAUCAGUCCAUGUCCCACCAUAUCUCUGCCACAGCACCUGCCACACAGAGAUUGCAUACACACGAGGUCAUCCAGAGGAUGGAAGUUCAAAGGCGGAGAAUGAUGCAGCAUCCAACGAGAGCUCAUGAACGUCCACCUCCACAUCCUCAUAGAAUGCAUCCAAACUAUGGCCAUGGACACCACAUUCAUGUACCUCAGACUAUGUCAUCACAUCCUCGUCAAGGUCCUGAGCGCUCUGCUUGGGAAAUAGCAAUUGAAACUGGAGUGACUGCAGCCCCCUAUCAAACAGGUCCUUUGCAUACUCAUCUAGCUCAUUACCAUGCACCUCCCAGGCUUCACCAUCUGCAGAUUGGGGCCCUUCCUUUAAUGGUUCCAGACAUGGCGGGCUACCCUCACAUCCGCUACAUUUCAUCUGGAUUGGAUGGAAGGUCAUUCAGAGUUCCUUUCAGGGGCAAUUUUGAGGAACUAAUCCACUUAGAAGAACGACUUGGAAAUGUCAACCGUGGGGCUUCACAGGGGACAAUAGAGAGAUGUACUUACCCGCACAAAUAUGAAAAGGUAUCCACUGAUUGGUUCUCACAGAGGAAACUGCACAGCAAGCAAGAUGGUGAGGAAGCUACGGAAGAGGACACUGAAGAGAAGUGUACAAUUUGCCUUUCUAUAUUAGAGGAAGGUGAAGAUGUCCGGCGCCUUCCGUGUAUGCAUCUCUUCCACCAAGUGUGUGUGGACCAGUGGCUGAUCACAAACAAGAAGUGCCCCAUUUGUAGAGUGGACAUUGAUACUCAGCUGCCUACAGAAAGUUGACAUUACCCGAAAACAGCAUUUUGCCUGUUUGCUCCCUUCGGUACUGCAGCCAACCAAAGAUGGCAUGAUUUAACUGCACAGAUGUGAAAGCAUUAAAUAAAUCUGGUGUGCAGGCUCUGCCUCACUAUAUGACUAAUUCUAUAGACUCCGUUUGUAUACAGAUCAUAUUUAGGUCCUUCUUUGCUGGCAGGUUACUUGUAGCAGACAAGGAUUCAUGUAUUUAUGAUUUCCCUUGGUUUCCUUUCCAUUAUUUUUCUUUUACCGUUUUACUUAUUGUUUUUUUUUUUUUUUGUUUUUGCAUGGACUCUUGUAUUGCAUUUCUUUGCACAUAUUAUGGGCUAUGUGACCCCCUUUAAACUUGCAGGCAAGAUCUAGCUGCUCUAGUUGUUAGAAUUGUGAGUGUGCGCGCGCGCGUGUGUGUUUUCACAUAGUACCAUGCUCAAUGAACAUAUAAUUUUAUUCAUUACUAACAGUGACGUCCUUUAAUUUAAUCUGUCAUGUAUUUUAGUUUUUAAUGUUUAAAGUUCUAGAGAGAAAAAAGGAAAUAGAUGUAUGAAAACAUUCCUUAUUUAGGAAAGACUGGCUGCUGUAAAAAAAAAAAAAGUGCUGAAUCAAUGAAUAUUUUUAACGCUAAAAUCACGAUGCUUCGAGAUUAACCUAGAAUAAAUACGUGCAACAUGGUUUGGUUCCGAUCAGUUUCCUUUACCGCAGUUCAUUUUAAGUCACUUUCAGCACAAAGGCAAUAUGUUUCAGUGUCGGAGUUUAGGAGUUAGACUGCUGUUCAUUAUUAUUUAUUUCUUUAACAAAAAAGUGAUUUUUUUUUUUCCGUCGCUUCUGUGAAACCGCUCUUACACAUUGUCCAAUAGCACGUAGAUACUGGUUCUCUUAAUUUGGGUAAGAAACAUCAGUCUAACAUUAUACUAUAGUCUUAAUAUGCAGAUCUAAUGGCAGGUGUCCAUGCAUCCAGAAAACGUUCAAGGUCCCCACAGUCUCCCCCACAGGAGUUUGAAUUAAUAAACUUUGCUAAAUGCA
Molecule: messenger RNA, 4345 nt
Organism: Xenopus tropicalis (tropical clawed frog)
Lineage: Eukaryota; Metazoa; Chordata; Amphibia; Anura; Pipidae
Gene: rnf111
Product: ring finger protein 111
Exons: 15
Coding region: 449-3313 (954 amino acids)
Biological process (GO): protein ubiquitination
Cellular component (GO): nucleus; cytoplasm; PML body
Molecular function (GO): ubiquitin protein ligase activity
Source: RefSeq, a predicted model, not a curated record